AUAAGCCCCUUUCUCGGGCCCCCAUUACUCGGGUUUGAGAAGAGAAAAUGACAACCUCCACUACGUUGCAGUCGUUGUUCAUGAAAGAAGAUGAAGAGCGAAGAAAAGAGCAACGAAACUGGUUGGAUCUUCCGCCGGAGUUGACGACUUCGAUCCUGCUCCGACUUAGCGUGACUGAUAUUCUGAACAACGCUCAGAAGGUGUGCAGACAGUGGCGACGCGUCUGUAAAGACCCUUCGAUGUGGCAGAAAAUCAACUUGCGAGACUGCCUAUUCUAUCAGUUCGAUUUCGAGGGCAUGUGUCGUCACAUUGUUGAUCUCAGCCAGGGUGGCUUGCUAGAGAUCAACAUUGGACACUUCUUGAGCGAUUCUCUCCUCAGCUACAUCGCCGAUAGAUCAAGUAAUCUGAAAAGCCUUGGACUUUCAAUCUAUGAACCAAUGACGAACGAAGGAGUUAUGAAGGGAAUUGCAAAAUUUCCAUGGCUUGAAACCCUCGAGGUCUUCCAUUCAUCGUUUAAACUGGAUUUGAAGGCUAUAGGCCACGCUUGCCCACAGCUAAAGACAUUGAAGCUAAACUUCUCAGGCUGCCCAGGGCAUGAAAUUUAUCUUAUAAGCCAGUUAGAUCUCAUUCCCCCUCCCGUCGAAUGUGAUGAUGAUGCCCUAGCAAUCGCUGAAAGCAUGCCGAAACUACGCCACCUCCAGCUUAUUUGGAACGGACUGACCAACACUGGCUUGAAUGCCAUUCUCGACGGUUGUCCUCACCUGGAAGACCUUGAUGUGCGCAAGUGUUUCAACAUUAAACUUGUCGGGAAUCUUGAGAAGCGAUGUUUGGAGAGGAUCAAAGAGUUGAGACGCCCCGGUGACUCAACAGCCGAUUACCCAUAUAAUAUCGAAAAGAAAAUGAAAACCUCCUCUCCGUCGCCGAUGAAAUACGAAGAGCCAAGAAGCUGGGCGGAUCUUCCGUCGGAGUUGACGUCUUUGAUCCUGAUCCGUCUUAGCGUGGCUGAUAUUCUGAACAACGCUCAGAAGGUGUGCAGACCGUGGCGACGCGUCUGUAAAGAACCUUCGAUGUGGCGGAAAAUCGACAUGAGAAGCCUGAUCAGAGAUAGGGGAAUGCUCGAGCCCUUAGCUAUCAUGUGCCGUCACGCCGUGGAUCGCAGCCAGGGUGGUUUGGUCAAAAUCCACCUUGGGAACUUCGUCAACGAUGAUCUUCUCGACUACAUCGCUGAUAGAUCAAAGAAUCUGAGAAGUCUUGGACUUGGAAUGUGCUUUCCAAGGGUGACGAGGCCAGGACUUGUGAAUGCAAUCACAAAACUUCCAUUGCUUGAAACCCUCGAGGUCUCACACUCAUGUUUACAACUGAGUUUGGAAGAUAUAGGCCACGCUUGCCCACAGCUAAAGACAUUGAAGUUAAACUCCUCAGGGGGUUUCUGGAACUCUCGCAAUGAUGAUGAUUAUGCCCUAGAAAUCGCUAAAAGCAUGCCAGAACUACGCCACCUCCACCUUUAUGCGAACAACCUAAGUAACACACGCUUGAAUGCCAUUCUUGACGGCUGUCCUCACCUGGAACGAUUGGUUACAGAUGUGUUGCAAGCUUAACCUUGUCGGAGAUUUGGAGAAGCGAUGUUUUGAGAGGAUCAAAUACUUUGGACACACCAAAUCAUGACUCAACCUUUGAUCACCCAUUUGCUAUCACUCUUUCAAUGACUUGGACAACAUUGAGGUUUACUAUGAGUAGAUAGUGAAUCUCUCUGAACACAGGUUGCUUUUGAUGGUCAUGUCACAUUAUGAACUUAUGUCUCCUCUUUUCUCUAUGUUGAUUACCCAUUUGAUAUCACUUUUGUCAAUGACUUGGACAACAUUGAGGUUUACUAUGACUUUUAUCUGGACUAUAUAGUAUAUCUCUUUGAACACAAGUUGCUUUUUAUGGUCAUGUCACAAUUCACAUUAUGAACUUGUUCAUGUCUCCUCUAGUCCUCUUUUCUCUAUGUUGGUUUGGUAGUGUUUCAAAGUCCCUUAUUUUCUUUGUACGUCUUAAGUUUGUAGCGCGUGAUUGUAACUCGCGUACGAUGCAGAAGUUGUUUCUUAAGAAAUUGUUUUUCACAAA
Messenger RNA from Arabidopsis arenosa, 2106 nucleotides. The record is from the annotation of a GenBank genome assembly. NCBI's taxonomy places the organism in Eukaryota, Viridiplantae, Streptophyta, Magnoliopsida, Brassicales, Brassicaceae.